ACUUAUUUUGCCCGCUCGAUAGAGGACAAAAGAGAGUUAUGGUUAAAAAAUUAAGAGGGAAGUAUUAGCCUCCUAUAUCAAUCGGAAACUCCGGUUGGCCUCUCUCCCUCUCGUCCUCCAAUCCAUUUGCCAUGUGAAAUUGCUCAAAGAACAUGGGGAAGUCUCGGUCUUGUAAUCUAAACCUCAUGGAGAGAGAGAUGGGAGAAGCUGAAGAGACUGAUACAAGAAUGACGGAUGGAGAGCUUCGGAGCAGGUUCAAAAGAAUCUGUGUCUUCUGUGGCAGCAACUCGGGCAACAGAGCUGUCUUCAGCGAUUCCGCUCUUGCUCUGGGCCACGAAUUGGUGAAAAGGAGAAUAGAUUUGGUUUAUGGUGGAGGGAGUGUGGGACUGAUGGGAUUGGUCUCUAGGACAGUUUAUGAUGGAGGCUGCCAUGUCCUUGGGGUCAUUCCUACAGCUCUCAUGCCAACAGAAAUUUCUGGCCAGACUGUAGGUGAAGUUAAAACUGUUUCUGAUAUGCAUGAGCGCAAAGCAGAAAUGGCCCGACGAUCAGAUGCUUUUAUUGCGCUUCCUGGAGGAUAUGGAACAAUGGAAGAGCUGCUGGAGAUGACAGCAUGGUCCCAACUUGGAAUUCAUAGUAAACCAGUUGGUCUGUUCAAUGUUGAUGGUUACUACAAUUCCUUGCUCGCAUUAUUUGAUAAUGGUGUGGAAGAAGGUUUCAUACAUCCAGCCGCAAGAAAUAUAGUUAUUUCUGCUUCAACUGCAAAGGAACUGUUGGUAAAAAUGGAGCAAUACACUCCGCUACAUGAACAAGUUGCUCCGCGUCCAAGCUGGGAGAUGGCACGCCUAGGUUGCUCUAUGCCACCUAGUCCACCAUGAUAUUCGGUUCUUCCUACAAAUAUAUUAUUCCACUUUGAUGUGAUUUCCUUUUGCAAUUUGUAUGUGAAUUCCACUCAAUUGGGCAUAACUGUCCUUCUGGCAUUUGAUUUAAUAAAAUCAUCCAUGUUUUUUCUGAA
Phoenix dactylifera (date palm) is the source of this 1012-nucleotide messenger RNA. RefSeq names its product cytokinin riboside 5'-monophosphate phosphoribohydrolase LOG8-like. Lineage: Eukaryota; Viridiplantae; Streptophyta; Magnoliopsida; Arecales; Arecaceae. Gene Ontology annotation, biological process: cytokinin biosynthetic process. The record is from RefSeq and is a predicted model, not a curated record. Gene Ontology annotation, cellular component: cytosol; nucleus. Gene Ontology annotation, molecular function: hydrolase activity, hydrolyzing N-glycosyl compounds.